This is a messenger RNA of Oldenlandia corymbosa var. corymbosa, 1452 nucleotides long. Lineage: Eukaryota; Viridiplantae; Streptophyta; Magnoliopsida; Gentianales; Rubiaceae. The record is from the annotation of a GenBank genome assembly.
AUGAUAGUCUCUGAUGUAGCAUUAGAGGCUUUCCCCACUGACUACUUUAGGGCUCAAGCAGAAAGAAAUAAUACUCAGAUGUAUGGGAAUGAGCUUCGAGAAAUGUUUCCAGAGACAAUGAGAGCGAAUGGGCAUAAAAACAGAAGAUGUACCAGACUGACAACAGUGUUUUUGAAUAGAACGAGGUCUUAUUACGCUUUUAUUGAGGAAGAACGGGUAAAUGACGACUUCAGAAUCACGAUGAAUGGGGAUCAGGGUUUUCAUGCAAUGGAUAUUGAUCUCUCCCCGAGUGAUGAUGAUGAAGAUCACAAUGAUGACCAGAAUGAUGAAGAGGAGAAUCAUGAGGAUCCAGACGGUCCAGAGGGCUCGGACAAUGGACCACCAGAUGAUGGCCAAGAGGAGGACCAGGAGGACAUGGAGGUGGAGCACAGAUUUGGUAAUGGCUUUCUUAAUGACGGAGGUCCUCAGGAAAAUGGUUUUCAUGAAGGAUCUGCAGCUUCCUCUCCACUAGGCUCUGCGGCUAAAGGUAACUCACCCAAUAGUGUGCUCUCUUUUCCUUCUUUUAAUGUAUUACCUCGAGACAUGUUGCCUAAUCACAGUAUGCUAGAGCUAACACAGGAAAACUUCUCACCUUUAAGUAACCUGAUAUCUACUGAGGAUCAACUUCAGGAGACUAAUGGUUUGGAGAAUUUUGUUGGUGUUGUUUCAAAUGUUGAUCCUUCUGUGUUAGUUAAUAGUCAGAUUCCUAGAAAUUCGAAUGUAUUGUCAGUGGAGGAACACAGUGCUGAUGUACCGUCUCCUGGUAUAGGGGAUUUAAACACUAUAGCUGAGGAUAGGGAGUUAAUUGCCGAUCAAGACACAUUGUUUGAUAUGGAGAAUGAACUGGUGGUCAAAGAAGUGGAGGCAGAGAGUCUAGUAGCUCCACAGAUGGAAGAGGCAGAAGCACAAUAUCAACUGGAAGAACAAGCAGCACAGUACUUCAGCAGGCUGCUAGUAGCUGGUGAUGAAAUUAACAGCAUGGAGAAGGCCAUUAUUCUGUCUUGGCCACAAUUGGGGGAGAGGACUGAGAAGAAGGUGAUUGGGAUCACAGAACAUCGUCAUGAUAGUUCUAGUAAGAGACAGGGAAAGGGGAUACAGGAAGCAAAGACUCUGGUGGGGAGGAACUUUAAGUGGCAAGGAAUGAGUUUCAUGGCUAGGAAAGCACAACAGAAGCGAGGAAGGCAAAUGCUACUGUAUCAGAAGGAGCUAAGGAUCAAAGGAACUUUAGCAACAGAUCAGUCCCUGACUGUGCCAAAUUAUCAGCCUCACAGGACCCUGGAGAGACUGAAGAAAUGGAAGAGACUGAUGGCCAAGGAAAAUAUGAUAGUGAGAAGUGAUGUGUUGGUAGGAAAUGAGGCCAAGGAGACUACUACUGUGAUCAAAAGACCAAGGGAGGUGACAGAAGAGGAGUAG